GGAGGUUUUGUGACUUUGUGGUGUUUUCCUCCUGCAGGCUGUCCUGUCGUCUCACUCCUCCCCUGUUUGAUCCACAUGGACUCGGCCAUCUCCCACCACAACAAGCUGCAGACUGCUCACACCUCUCAGGACAACGACCCCAAACACACAGCCAAAGUCAUUAGGAACUAUCUUCAGUGUAAAGAAGAACAAGAAGUACUGGAAGUGAUGGUACGGCCCCCACAGAGCUCUGAUCUUAACAUCAUCGAAUGUGUCUGGGAUUACAUGAAGAGACAGAAGGGGUUGAGGAAGCCUGUAUCCACAGAAAAUCUGUGUUUAAGGACCCGCUGCCUUGAUCUUCUGGGCUUCCAGCAGUUUAUGGAAGACAGUGAAAUGACCUCUGACCUGAUGGACGAGGGAAAGGAGCUGAACCGCCAGGAAAGUCAUCUGCUGGGAGAAGAAACAACAGUGAAACGGGAAGUACAAAGAAGCUGCUCAUCACUGGAUAUUCUGCUUAAGAUUGAAGAUUGAACAUCUGCCUCCCAGCAGCUCCAACCACAUCAUCAGGUUCGCUCAUCAGCAACGACGACGAGUCGGCGUACAGAGAUGAGUUUGAGCAGCUGGCGUUCUGGUGCAGCGAGACCACCAACACCACCUCCAUCACCAAAAUAGCCUAGCAGCGCCUCCACUUCCUGAGACGCCUGAAGCGGGCCAGCCUUCCUCUUCCCAUCCUCACCGUGUUCUACAGGAGCACCAUAGAGAGUGUUCUGAC
Pelmatolapia mariae (spotted tilapia) is the source of this 751-nucleotide messenger RNA. RefSeq names its product G-protein coupled receptor-associated protein LMBRD2B-like. The record is from RefSeq and is a predicted model, not a curated record. The transcript has 5 exons. Lineage: Eukaryota; Metazoa; Chordata; Actinopteri; Cichliformes; Cichlidae. The coding region runs from base 76 to 510 and encodes 144 amino acids. Gene Ontology annotation, molecular function: nucleic acid binding.